Molecule: messenger RNA, 1410 nt
Organism: Aspergillus aculeatinus CBS 121060
Lineage: Eukaryota; Fungi; Ascomycota; Eurotiomycetes; Eurotiales; Aspergillaceae
Product: amino acid transporter
Exons: 5
Coding region: 1-1410 (469 amino acids)
Biological process (GO): amino acid transmembrane transport
Cellular component (GO): vacuolar membrane
Molecular function (GO): amino acid transmembrane transporter activity
Source: RefSeq, a predicted model, not a curated record
AUGUCUGCCAUGAAGAAACAAGAAAUCUCUGACCCUGACCGGAACAGCAUUGCCCCUGUGCAAUCACAGAUUGAUGAAGCAUCCAGCGAGCCAAUUCAAGAUGAUGCUGUAUUCGGUGAGAUCCGUGAAGGGAAUACCAACUAUCGGAAUGUGAGCUGGCUGGGAACCACAGCUCUCAUGAUUAAAACUCAAAUCGGUCUGGGAGUUCUUUCGAUGCCUAAAGUCUUCGAUAUCCUUGGAAUAGUGCCCGGAAUAAUCCUGCUUCUAACAAUCGCCGGGAUGACAUCUUGGUCAAACUGGAUGGUGGGUGUCUUCAAACUAAGCCACCCCAGUGUUUAUGGGAUUGACGACGUGGGGAAAAUGCUGUUUGGACGCUUUGGCUAUGAACUACUCGGUGCAGCAUACACUUUGUACUGGAUCUUUGUUGGUGGUUCGGCUCUGUUGAGCAUCUCGAUUUCCCUGAACGCACUCUCUGACCACGGAGCUUGCACUGCAGUCUUCGUGGCUGUCGCUGCCAUUAUUGGAUUGAUCUUUUCCAGCAUCCAAACCCUUGGUCGUAUCAGCUGGUUGGCCUGGGUAGGCGCUGCAUGCAUCAUUACUGCAGUCUUUAUCCUCACGAUCGCCGUUGGAAUUCAAGGUCAUGCUCCCAUGACAGACGGCGUGAUCCCAGCCCCAGAUUACAAACUCUUUGGCAAUCCGACCUUUGUCGAGGCCAUGACUGCUCUCUCGACCAUCUCCUUGACCUACGCGGGAACCCCGGCGUUCUUCAACAUCGUCUCGGAGAUGCGUGACCCGCGACACUUCACUCGAGCCCUAACCAUCUGUCAAGUCACUGUCACGGUCAUUUACAUUGUAGUCGGAACAGUCGUGUACUACUACUGCGGAUCGCAUGUUGCAUCACCCGCUCUAGGUUCUGCGGGGAUCUUGAUCAAGAAGAUCAGCUACGGAUUCGCUCUCCCGGGGCUGGCUGUCUCCGCCACUCUCAUGCUUCAUUUACCGGCUAAACACAUCUUUAUCCGCAUCCUUCGGGGCACCAGACACCUGACCGGCCAGACUCGGACCCACUGGAUCGUGUGGCUCGGGUCCACCUUUACGGUGACCUCGGUCGCAUACAUCGUCGCAAGCAGCAUCCCGGUCUUUAGCGAUCUGGUAUCACUUGUGGGGGCUCUUCUCGCCACGUCGUUAUGCUUCCAACCGAUGGGAUGUAUGUGGCUGUAUGACAACUGGGGACCGGGCCGGCAGAAGAAGUCUCUGCGGUGGUGCUUGAUGGUUGCCUGGUGUGUCUUUGUCAUCCUGACCGGCUUCUUCUUGACGAUAGGGGGAACCUACAGCUCCAUAGUGAGUAUCAUUUCGUCUUACGAGAAGACCGAGGGGUCCUCGGCCUGGUCUUGCGCCAAUAAUGAUAACUAA